Molecule: messenger RNA, 886 nt
Organism: Colletotrichum phormii
Lineage: Eukaryota; Fungi; Ascomycota; Sordariomycetes; Glomerellales; Glomerellaceae
Exons: 1
Coding region: 212-688 (158 amino acids)
Source: RefSeq, a predicted model, not a curated record
ACGCACCGCCCCGCCGGGCAGCAGACAUCCUCGCUAAAUCCAUCCAUCUUGACACACAUCGGCCCUUUCCAGAGGUUCGUUGCUUGUGGUUGCUCUUAGCCAAGCGAAACGGUUUAUCUGCGCCAAUCAAGGGCCCGCCGAUCAGGUCGCGGUGCUGGAUACACCUUCCACGAUAGGCACUCGAUCAUGCACCCCGGCGCGGUCCCGCGCGAUGCUCCUGAUCAACACCUUUAACGAGGCACAAGUUAUAUAUCCUCGACAGACAAGUCCUCUCAGGGGGCUGCCUAUCCCAGGGGCCGCUUCAAAGUUCAGCCCAAUUCCCAGGCUCCUGGAGUCCUGGGGCAUUCGCUGCCCAGCAAAGCAAGCCGCAAACGUGCCGUCGCAAAAAGUGUCCCAACGCACGGGACACCGGGGGUCGUAUGUGGUCUUCCGUCGCCGGCCGGUUUGUCCUUGCAAGACGCUCAUUAACAGAGCAAGCCUCACCUUGGCUUCUCGACUAGGUCAUGCUAUGGUCCUGCUGCCUUGGUUGCUUCCUCUCAUCUCCCGGACAAGCCGCAAAUGUCAACGGGAUCCGGAAGCAUCCACGCGGCGAAGCGGGCGUUCUCGCGCAAAGUCUAGCUGCAACCUGCCUCACCGAUAUCCAACACCAAGGCCGCGAAGCUACACCACAAACUUUCGUGAUCAAUAAGGCCGCGGUAUGAUCUCAUUUUCCAACAUCCUAGGGAAUAAGCUAUCAGUUAUUGGCCACCCAAGCCCGGCAAAGAGGCAGCGGUGUGGCCAAUGCCGGGGUAAAGGGAAACCCCUAUCGUUCGGUCCAUUCACCAUCCUAAUUCUCAGACAUGGCCAUGCGACUGAGCACACCCGGCGGAACGGUUCCCCGUAUUCA